This is a messenger RNA of Acanthopagrus latus (yellowfin seabream), 7322 nucleotides long. It is a transcript of the gene jag2b, whose product is annotated as jagged canonical Notch ligand 2b. Lineage: Eukaryota; Metazoa; Chordata; Actinopteri; Spariformes; Sparidae. The transcript is spliced from 26 exons. The record is from RefSeq and is a predicted model, not a curated record. Gene Ontology annotation, cellular component: protein-containing complex; plasma membrane. Gene Ontology annotation, molecular function: calcium ion binding; Notch binding. The coding region runs from base 425 to 4204 and encodes 1259 amino acids. Gene Ontology annotation, biological process: heterophilic cell-cell adhesion; cell communication; multicellular organism development.
AAGAGGAGGAGGAGGUGGAGGGAGCAGGGCUGGUGGGGGUUAUCAUACUAUUGUCCGCCCCUUAAUCCGGUUGGCUCAGAGACUGGCCCGCAGGCCAAUUUGUAAGUGGUUUGCGGAGCUGCCAAUCAAAGCAGACUGCCUCUCCUCAGGCUGUGUGGCCGGGGGAACAUCUCAGUUGCUGUGAGGAGAUUUUGACGGAGGGACACUCCUGUUCAUGGACCAUCAUCGCCGCGCUGCAAUCCGCCGCCUCGCUCGCACACACACGCAUGUAACGCCUCGCUGGAAUCCGGCCGGAGGAGAAGACGCGCAUGUGAAUAUUGUGUCUUUGCAUGUCAGGAGAGGAGGAACUAGUCGCCGGGUCCGCGGCUGCCUGUCUUUUCUCAUCGCUUCUCCCCCCCUAUGUCACUCUAAUUAAUCGGAAGGCAUGUGGAAUCGCACCAGGAUUAGGAAUUGCCUCCCAAUAGUGUGGCUGCUGUUGACGUUAUGGACGGAGGUGUCCCAGUCAACCGGCUAUUUCGAGCUGCAGCUGAUCUCCGUGGAGAAUGUGAACGGCGAGUUGGCGGACGGGGAGUGCUGCGACGGCUCCAGGAGCUCCCCGGACCUGCGCUGCACCCGAGACGAGUGCGACACUUACUUCAAGAUCUGCCUGAAGGAGUACCAGAUGGAGGUGGCCCCCACCGGCACCUGCACGUUCGGGGCUGGAUCUACGCAAGUUCUCGGUGGAAAUAUGUUUUCUUUUAAGAGCGCCAAGAAUAACCCGAACAAAGUCGACGAGGCCGGCAAGAUAUUGAUCCCCUUCCAGUUCGCGUGGCCGCGGACGUACACGUUGAUCGUAGAGGCCUGGGACUGGGACAACGGCACACGCAACAACGAGGAGGAGCUGCUGAUUGAACGCAGCGUUCACACCGGCAUGAUCAACCCCGGCGACCCCUGGCAGACCGUCCUGCACGACGGCCCAGUGGCCCGCCUCAGCUACCGCAUCCGAGUGCGCUGCGACGAGAACUACUACAGCAGCAAGUGCAACAAGCUGUGCGUUCCCCGCGACGACUACUUCGGCCACUAUCGCUGCGAGCCCUCGGGGGCUCAGGUGUGCCUCGACGGCUGGAUGGGCAAAGACUGCAGGACAGCAAUCUGCAAGCAAGGCUGCAACCUGUUACAUGGCAGCUGCCCCGUCCCAGGAGUGUGCAAGUGUAGCUACGGCUGGCAGGGCCAAUUCUGUGAUGAAUGCGUGGUCUAUCCUGGCUGCGUCCACGGGACCUGCAACGCCCCCUGGCAGUGCAACUGCGAGAGGAACUGGGGUGGUCUGCUGUGCGAUAAAGAUCUGAACUACUGCGGCCGCCACCAUCCCUGUUUGAACGGAGGAACCUGCAUGAACACCGAGCCCGACGAGUACCACUGCUCCUGUCCGCCGGGAUACUCGGGCAAGACCUGUCACAUAGCCGAGCACGCCUGCAUUUCCAGUCCGUGCGCCAACGGCGGUACAUGCCACGAGGUUCCCGAUGGUUUCGAGUGCCUGUGUCCUCCGGGCUGGGAGGGUCCGACCUGUGCCAACAAUCUGGACGAGUGUGCCUCCGGUCCGUGCGCUCAGGGCGGAACAUGCAUCGACCUGGAGGACGGCUUCGAGUGUGUGUGUCCUCCACAGUGGGAGGGAAAGACCUGCCAGAUAGAUAAAAAUGAGUGCGCACGGACGCCCUGUGUGAACGCUCGCUCUUGCAAAAAUUUGAUUGGCGGAUAUCACUGCGACUGUUUUCGGGGAUGGUCCGGACAGAACUGUGACAUCAGCAACAGCGGCUGCCACGGUCAGUGCCAGAACGGAGCAACAUGCAAGGAGGUCCCGGGGGGUCACCACUGCCUGUGUCCUCCAGGUUUCGUGGGCGCUCGCUGUGAGAUUCAGAGGAACAAGUGCGAUAGCAGACCAUGUCAGAACGGCGGCCAGUGUCACGCAGUGUUGGACGGAUUCGUGUGUCAGUGCCCACCGGAGUUUGCCGGACAGCUGUGUGAGAUCUCCAGCUGGUCGCCCUCAGACGCUUGUGAUCCAAACCCGUGUGAGAACGAGGCCAAGUGCCACAGCAUGGACCAGGACUUCUACUGCGCCUGUCCCGAAGGCUACGUGGGGAAGACAUGUGAACAGCUCAGGGACGCCUGCCAAACCGCCCCGUGUCAAGUCAUUGACAGCUGCACGGUUGCUAUAGCAACCAACGACUCAGCCGGAGUGCGGCACAUCUCCUCCAAUGUCUGCGGUCCGCGAGGACGCUGCAUCAGCCAGCCAGCCGGAAACUUCACCUGCGUGUGUGAUCCGGGUUUCAGUGGCAUUUACUGUCAUGAAAAUAUCAACGACUGCCUCGAGAAUCCCUGUGGAAACGGAGGGACCUGCAUCGAUGGGGUGAACUCCUUCCAGUGCUUCUGUCCCGAGGGCUGGGAGGGUCGACUGUGCGACCUCAAUGUCAACGAGUGCAGACACAACCCGUGCAAGAACGGCGGGCGCUGCGUCGACCUGGUGAACGACUUCUACUGCGAGUGUGCCGACAACUGGAAGGGCAAGACCUGCCAUUCCCGCGAGCGCCAGUGUGACGCAACCACCUGCAGCAAUGGAGGCACCUGCUACGACCACGGGGAUGCCUUCCGCUGCGCCUGCCCACCUGGCUGGGGAGGAAACACAUGCAACCUAGCCAAGAACAGCACAUGCGCCUCCAGUCCGUGUUCAAACGGUGGAACCUGCGUGGGAGGAGGAGACACCUUCACUUGCAUCUGCAAAGAGGGCUGGGAAGGCCCAACCUGCGGCCAAAAUAUCAACGACUGCAACCCUCAUCCGUGUUACAACGGCGGCAUCUGCGUGGACGGAGUCAACUGGUUUCGGUGCGAGUGCGCUCCCGGUUUCGCCGGGCCAGACUGCAGAAUCAAUAUAAAUGAGUGCCAGUCUUCACCCUGUGCCUACGGUGCCACCUGUGUGGACGAGAUCAACGGUUUCCGCUGCAUCUGUCCGCCUGGUAGAACAGGAGUCCGAUGCCAAGAGUUCGUAGGUAUUGGGAAGAGUUGCCACUACGCCGGGCUGCAGUUUCCCCACAGCAGCCGCUGGGAGGAAGAGUGUAACAGCUGCCAUUGCAUCAAUGGCAAAGUGGAGUGUACAAAGGUGCUGUGUGGUCGUCGCCCCUGCCGGCUCCAGUUAUCAGGCCAGGACCGGAAGCAGCAGGCCUGCCCGGCAGGACGGGAGUGUGUGGAGCACAGCUACCUCACCUGCUUCUCUCCCCCUUGCAAUGAGUGGGGCGUUUGUUCCAUGGCCGGACCCUCACCUCCACAAGCAACCACCAAGUGCCAGCCGAACAGCGGGCAUUUGGACAACAGCUGUGGCCGCAUAACACUUGUUUUCAGCAGAGACAAAGUGCCACCAGGAACAACGGUGGAGAGCAUCUGCUAUGAGCUGAGGUAUCUUCCUGACACCCGAAGCUUGGCAAAAGACCACGCCCUUCUCCUGCUGUGUGACCUCUCUCAUUCGAAUCAGGAUGCUGUAGAGGUGGCUAUAUCUUUCCAGCCAGAGGAUCUUCCAGACCACAAUCUGAUCCAGCAGGCCGCCAGCGCCAUAGUGGGCACCUUGUCCAAGCGGCACAACAGCACCAUCAUGCUGGCAGUCAUUGAGGUCAAAGUGGAAACACAGGUUAUGCCCCCCUCAGUGGAUUACCUGGUGCCUCUACUGUGUGCGGUCUUCUGCCUGCUCUGCCUCUUCUGCAUCAUCGUGUGCGUCUGGUGGACGCGCAAACGGAGAAAAGAGCGCGAGAGGAACGUCAGAUCAGCCGCUGAUGACAACGUGAACAACCAGCUGCAGCCACUUCGGCUCAUCGUGGGACGUCAGCAGCAGCAGCUGAAGGAAAGCAACAGGGAGGCCGAGCAGGAGCGCAAAAAGCUCAUGGGCCCCUCCUAUCGGACGUGUGAGGGGGAGGAGGAGGAGGAGGAGGAGGAGGAGGAGACAGAAGGCGAGCUUGAGCUCGAGGAUGAGUGUGGUGGAGCAGAGGCGGGAAAGCAGCCCGUUAGCAAAUACUCUAAGACUGCAGUGCAGUCCAGUGGGGGAUUGAUCUGUACCCUGCACAGCUCCAGUUCACCCCUCAAAGCACCCCACCGGACCCCAGGCUACAGCCCCAAAGACAACCGCUGGAAAAAUGUCAGUGCCGCUUUGACUGGUCAGAAAGACCUCAGAGACCAUUGUGUAUAAGAAAUUUAAACAAAGGACUCGCGCCAUGGAAGCGAGAGAAGCUGCGAGGCAGCGACUGACUACUUUUGGGAAGAAAAAAAGGCUUUGUGUUUUUAAAAAGCCGUUAUUUGCUUUCAUGAAUUCACGUUUUCGUCACUGUCACCUGAAAUUCUUUUUGAUUCAGGAGGCUCGAGCACAGUGAACAUCCUUUUUUGCUUCUGUUCACUUAUUUUCUUUUUUUAAUUAUGUACAAAAAGGAGCUGAAAUGUUACCAGGAGGCAAAAGAAGCUCUCUGCAAUUUUUGUUUAUGGAUUUGUACCAUUAAAGAAACGAUGAAUCAUCGAAAAAGGAGAUAUUAAAAAAAAACAAAAAAAAACAAAAAAAACCCCAACCUGUAUAAAGAUGUUUUCGUUUACAGAAGAUUAUGAUUUUGUUGAAUUGUCAGCGGGCUCCUGUUCAGUGUCUGCGGGUUUUUGGGGGGGGGGGGGGGUUCAGCAGACACACAGACACACACUUAAGGGACAGUAAAGGAAGAGUUUUGAGGGAAAUGGACUGUUGCAGCCACAGUAACAGAGGAAACCCUCCCUUUGCUCUGUCUCUUUCCUGCUUUGCCCACCAAUCCACCUGCGGCCGUCAUAUGCGCCAGCCUUACCAAAACACUUGGCCUGGAGGGGGGGGGGAGCGGGGACAGAAACCCCAGUGCCUACUAUGUGGCCUUCCAUUUUUUUUUCUCCUGUCUCUCAGUUGUCUUGGCUGAAAGCUCGGUUUGAGGAUUUUUUGCAGUAUUUGAGUUGGUAGCAAGUGCCUUUCUACGAGCCCUGCGUCGAGGCUCCAAGUCGCGCUGCCCAGUUUGACCUCCUCGUUCUCAAAACUCAAAGGGAUAUAAGUGUACAUUUAAAGAGUUCAAUUUCACAGCAACGCCAUUCAAGGUAUUUGAUCAAAAUAGAAAUGAAUACUCUGUACAUACGUGUAAAUACUAAAGGAGUCGCUGUGUAUAUUUGAAAUAAGUAACUUAAAGACAAGUCACACAUUUUUAUUAUUAUUAUUAUUAUUAUUAUUAUUAUUAUUAUUAUGACUAAUAUUAUUUUUAUUUUUUUUUUACAAUGCCAUUCCUUUUAUUUAUGCCAGUCAAAAUAGGCACGUUUUAUAACACUUCAUAUCCAGAGCCCCACAGUUAGAGUCUUUACAAUGAGGUACCACCUAUGAGGGAAUGUCUGAAGGGUUUAUAUAUGGUUUGUCAUGACAAUGCAUUUCUUUUUUCUUUAUUUUUAUGGAAAAACUGUCACGUUAAAUGGUUUUGGCCAUGUCUUAAGUGGUUUUAAAACCGUAAAGUUACUCUCACAAGGAAAACAAAAUAUUGCUCCUCAAAACAAUCUUUUUCCUGGCUUUAUGUUGUCCGCCAUUACUAGAUCUGGCCUUUUUUUGUUUGUUUUUUUUUGUUUUUUUUAAUUUUAAUUUAGAUGCAUAGUUCUGAAGUCCCGAUUAUUUCUGACUUUAUUUUUUUCCGUUAAAGGAAGCCUGUAGAUGCAUAAUUGAUUGACGGUGUUCUUAGCAUUUCAUAGCAGCACUAUAAACUGGACAUUUAACUUCCAUUGCUGCCGUUUUAAAAGCAGGAACUUUCAAUAACGUUGUCUUCUUGGCCACUCCUUAAUCAGUGAUGUCAAUGGGAUCGUUUUCCUGACACCUAGCAAGGGUCAUCACAUCACCGAAUCUGACUUUGUCGCCAGACUGUGGUUGACGGCUGUAUUGAAGUCUAUGGGAGACGUGUGGAGAAUAUCACUAUAAACCCAACAUGGCUGUGUCGUGUGACUUCAGGUGAAGAAAUGCCUUCAGAAAAUGAGAAACACUUGAGGGAGCAGAAUAACCACUGAUUUCUUUAAGACACGUUGCUUGUCCCUAUUGGGAAAGGUGAUGAUGACCUGUUUGGUCACAAUAUCAUCAGCCCUGUCAAUCAUUUGGGGGUAAAACAAAUCAGUCAUUAUUCUACUCUCUGAAGUUUAUUCCUUCUCUUGUGGCAUCUCUUCAUCAGAAGUCACACGAAGUAGAUGUGUUGGGUAUGUUUCUCAAUACCAGCCCUAGUUUUCCAUCUCCCACAGCCUGGCACCAGAGCGAGAAUCGUUAACGUAAUGACCCCUCUCUCUUUUAAGGUUCCCUCGAAAAGCUCAGGGAGUACAUCCACGUUCCAGGUGUUACAUGGCCCUGUUUUUUCUGCUCUGUAGAAAGCUGAGCUUUUACUUCAGCGGUAUUCGAUCCAGUUGUUACCCCCCGUUGGACGCUUUCUAUUAGAAAUAUCAGCGUUCUUUGUUUUGUUUUGUUUUUUUUUCCCUUUUUUCUGUUGUUCAGUCAGAAGAAUAAUCCAACGGCAGUGUUGCAACGCUGCCGACAUCACAGCCUUAAAAAGUUCUCAAACCAUUUCUAAACCCAUCGCAAACCCUUUUGUUUCAGGUGCCUUAAUGUAACGGGCAAUGCGUUAUUUGUGUAAUCAAUGGUCAUCUUUUUAUGUUGUUGGUUUGUUUUCACUAUUAAGGAAAGUAACUCUUUAAAAAACAUUGUGUGUCGUAUAGUGGCGUGUUUUAUUCGCCUGAGUAAAGUGCUCUCCUCGUCUCACUUUGCUAUCACGGAGAUUUCUGGAACAAAAAACACCCGAUAGAGGAUUUACAGGAGAAAUGAAAGUAAAGAACAGUCCACCGUGGCUCUUUUUGAGUGUCAGGAAUGUGGGUGUCAGUAGGUCAGAAUGUGGAAAUCAUACAUUAGCUUCACGUUUGGUUUAAAGGCUUUAAUGAAGGGAACAAUAUUUGCAGAUGUUUUUGCUACCAUGCAGAUGUUUGUUUUGUUUUUUUUGUAUUUUUUUUUUUUUUAAGUUACCAACUCGGUUCAGAAUGACCCCUUUUCAUAUCAUGUCACUGUCUCAAAAACGCCAUCGUAUUUUCUGUAAAUGGGACAUAGCAAAAUAAAGAAUUAAAGAUGCAUCACUGCUGGUGUUAAAAGCUGAAUAUGCAUAUUGUAUACAUUUUAUUCUACAAGGGACACGAGUUAAUUUUAUACAAAGUGAAAAAGGUUUUCCAUUAUUUUAGUGGAUGUUUCAUUGUUCUAAAUAAUCAUCCCAGUUAUUUAUUAAAGCAGUUUUGACACAUCUUGA